GGUGCCUUCCCAGGACAGCAGGGUGCCUUCCCCGGUCAGCAGGGUGCCUUCCCAGGACAGCAGGGUGCCUUCCCCGGUCAGCAGGGUGGUCUCCCUGGACAGCAAGGUUCAUUCCCAGGACAGCAGGGUGCCUUCCCCGGACAGCAGGGUGCCUUCCCCGGCCAACAGGGUGCUUUCCCCGGCCAACAGGGUGGUCUUCCUGGUGCGCGCGGACAGCUGGGUGGUUUCCCAGGCCAGCAGGGUGGUCUGCCCGGACAGCAGGGUGGCUUCCCCGGACAGCAAGGUGGCUUCCCUGGACAACAAGGUCUGUUCCCGCAGGGCCAGCAGGGUCUUGGUGUGUAUGCGCCCGGACAGCAGGGCUACUCCAGUGGCCGUCCUGCCGGAGGUUUCCAGGGUCCCGUCGGCGGCGGCCAGGCUGGAGGACCCGGCUUCAACAACCUGCCCGGCGCUCAGGGAGCGUUCCCCGGACAGCAGGGCCCCGCCUUCCGUGGUCCGCAAGGCGGUCUUCCAGGACAACAGGCCGCCGGCUUCCCCGGACAGCAAGGCGGUUUCCCCGGUCAGCAGGGCGCCGGCUUCCCCGGACAGCAGGGCGGUUUCCCCGGUCAGCAAGGCGCCGGCUUCCCCGGUCAACAAGGCCUGAACAGGCAGCCCGGCCAGCAGGGCGGUGGCUUCCCCGGUCAGCAGGGUGGUUUCCCCGCUCAGCAGGGCGGUUUCCCCGGUCAGCAAGGUCUGAACAGGCAGUCGGGUCAGCAGGGCGCCGGCUUCCCCGGUCAGCAAGGCGCUGGCUUCCCGGGCCAGGCUGGCCAGAGACAACCUGGCCAACAGGGCUUCGGUGGCUACGUCUACUAGUUCGCGGAGGAUGUUCGGGUCGGCCGCGAGUCCGCCGCCUGUCUGAGCGCCGCCGGGCCCGCCCUCCCAUCGCGGAUACUCCGCGCGCUCGAGAGUCCCACCGCGGCGAUACCCCCUGCGGGGCGAGGCCCCCUCCUCUCCUCUCCUCCUGCGGGAGCAUGACCACUAGAUGGAUCAUCCAGACAGUACGUCCGGCAUUCGCCGUCGAUCCGAGGCUCCCAAGUUCAGCAGGCUCUGCGAGCUCUCAUAGCGCCUGGUGGGUAGGCAACGUCUCGCUUGCAGUGCAUGCGUGCUCUGCGGGGUGGCCCACCCGGAGUCUCGCAGGCGCCGUGCACCCGUAAUUUGCCGAAAGAACCCGCGAAAAAACGGACGUGCUUUCUGGACGAUCCCUAGGGAUCUCUAUACGUGUGUUCUUGUCUAUAAGCAAAUGAAGUUACCAUGUCAAAGUUACCAAGUCACGGAGCGAAAGUUAUUUAUUUUCAGUUUAGCUACAUAAUCAUGUUAUCGCUUCAUGACAAAAUAUUUAUUUAUUCUCGCGUUAUUAUAAUUAUUGGUGUUCUCUGUCUGAAGACAUUAGAAGUGAUUCUGUACAUUUUGAAACGCGUUCCAUUGAUUUACACAUCGCUCAAUGUGCAUGUGAAAUUAUGCCCAAGUGUAAUGUUUGAAAUCAUCUAUUUUUUUAUAUUUCAAUUUUCCAGAAAAACAUAAUAAAAAAAAGAUAGGAUUUAA
This is a messenger RNA of Frankliniella occidentalis (western flower thrips), 1578 nucleotides long. RefSeq names its product calcium-binding protein P-like. The annotation marks the transcript as partial. Lineage: Eukaryota; Metazoa; Arthropoda; Insecta; Thysanoptera; Thripidae. The transcript has a single exon. The record is from RefSeq and is a predicted model, not a curated record.